This is a messenger RNA of Ochotona princeps (American pika), 1263 nucleotides long. It is a transcript of the gene AVPR1B, whose product is annotated as arginine vasopressin receptor 1B. NCBI's taxonomy places the organism in Eukaryota, Metazoa, Chordata, Mammalia, Lagomorpha, Ochotonidae. Gene Ontology annotation, molecular function: peptide binding; vasopressin receptor activity. Gene Ontology annotation, cellular component: membrane. The transcript has 2 exons. Bases 1 to 1263 code for a protein of 420 amino acids. The record is from RefSeq and is a predicted model, not a curated record. Gene Ontology annotation, biological process: regulation of systemic arterial blood pressure by vasopressin; G protein-coupled receptor signaling pathway; positive regulation of vasoconstriction.
AUGGUUUCAGGACCUCCUUGGGGUAUAAGUCCCACCCCAGAAAGUACCCUCUCUGCCCCCAAUGCCACCACACCUUGGCUGGGCCGGGAUGAAGAGCUGGCCAAAGUGGAGAUUGGAGUCUUGGCCACUGUCCUGGUGCUGGCCACUGGGGGCAACCUGGCCAUGCUGCUGAUCCUGGGCCGGCCUGGCUGCAAGCGCUCACGCAUGCACCUGUUUGUGCUGCAUUUGGCCCUGACUGACCUGGGUGUGGCACUCUUCCAGGUGCUGCCCCAGCUGCUCUGGGACAUCACCUACCGUUUCCAGGGCCCCGACUUCCUCUGCCGGACUGUCAAGUACCUGCAGGUGCUCAGCAUGUUCGCCUCCACCUACAUGCUGCUGGCCAUGACGCUGGACCGCUACCUGGCUGUCUGUCACCCCCUACGCAGCUUCCGGCAGCCCAGCCAGUCCACCCACCCACUCAUCGCUGUUCCCUGGUUGCUCGCCGCUGUCCUCAGUCUCCCUCAAGUCUUCAUUUUUUCCUUGCGAGAGGUGAUCCAGGGCUCCGGGGUGCUGGACUGCUGGGCAGACUUCCGCUUCCCAUGGGGCCUGCGGGCCUACAUCACUUGGACUACCCUGGCCAUCUUCAUUCUGCCUGUGGCCAUGCUCACAGCGUGCUAUGGCCUCAUCUGCCAUGAGAUCUGUAAGAACCUAAAAGUCAAGACACAGGCCUACAGGGCAGAAGGAAGGGACUGGAGGGCCUGGGAUGGGACCCCACCCUCUGCUCCCCCUGCAGCCGCCUUGGGGCUGCCCUCCCGCGUGAGCAGUGUCAGUACCAUCUCCCGGGCCAAGAUGAGGACGGUGAAGAUGACCUCCGUCAUCGUGCUGGCCUACAUCGCUUGCUGGGCGCCCUUCUUCAGCGUCCAGAUGUGGUCUGUGUGGGAUGAAAACGCCCCUGACGAAGAUUCCACCAAUGUGGCCUUCACCAUCUCCAUGCUCCUGGGCAACCUCAGCAGCUGCUGCAACCCCUGGAUCUACAUGGGCUUCAACAGGCACCUGCUGCCGCGCACCCUGCAGCACCUCGCCUGCUGCAGACCCCCACGGCCCCUGCUGCGCCGGCAGCUGUCUCCCAGCAGCCUCUCUAGCCGCCGUACCACACUGCUGACCCACACCAGCCACACUCCUGCCCUCAGCUUCAGCCUGGGCAGGAGCCCAAGGCCUGGAGAGUCACCCAAGGACUCGGAGCAGCUGGAUGGGGAAGCUGCCACUGAGACGAGCAUCUUCUAG